AUGAUGCGUGGCGCUGGGGACGCUGGGGGCGCUGGGGACGCUGGGGGCGUGCAGUCGCUGGCAAUUAGCACCCUGACAAUGACAUUCAAAACGUGUGCAAAUAGAACAGGCGGGAAUACCUGCCUCCCACACUACGGUUUCGACAGCACCAUUUGCCGCCGCACAAUGUCGGGCUAUGGAAACUUUGUACCAUGUUUUAUCACACAGAGCCUGGAAAUUUAUACAAAGUUCUCACGCGUUUUAGAUUCACUACGAUCCCAUCCACCCAACUGGGUGUAUUUAAAGCAGUCG
Brenthis ino (lesser marbled fritillary) is the source of this 291-nucleotide messenger RNA. The record is from the annotation of a GenBank genome assembly. Lineage: Eukaryota; Metazoa; Arthropoda; Insecta; Lepidoptera; Nymphalidae.